Pyricularia oryzae 70-15 is the source of this 446-nucleotide messenger RNA. RefSeq lists its product as uncharacterized. The record is from RefSeq and is a predicted model, not a curated record. Lineage: Eukaryota; Fungi; Ascomycota; Sordariomycetes; Magnaporthales; Pyriculariaceae. The transcript has a single exon. The coding region runs from base 111 to 446 and encodes 111 amino acids.
CUGGGAAAGCAUGUGUACUGUUUCACUAUUCCGACAUUCCAAGUCUAUAUUUCAUCUGUUACUCUAUUCCCUUAUCCUCUCCCCUAUCCUUCCGCAACAAGAUUUUCAUCAUGCAACUCUCAGCUAUUCUCGCAGCCGGCGCCGCCGCAACUCUCUUUUCUGGUGGCGCCGCACACCCAUAUGUUUCCGAGCGAUCGGUCGACCUACAAACACCAGCUCCCAUCAACUGCGUGGUGGUACUGAGAUUUAGAGCAACUGAUCAGAUGGUUCGAGGCCAGAGUCGCCUAGUUCCAGCCGGCGAUUCCACCAGAUUCAAGCUCGGAAACCAAUCGUAUCUAGUUUUCACUGGCAGGGAUUGUACGGUGGUGGAUCCUGCUGCCGGUGGACAGUUACCUGCUGAAUAUUAUUUUUUCGGGAUGCCCUCGCCACAAAUAGACUCAGACUGA